UCAGCGCUGAGGCGCCGUGUGCGGGGGGCGGGAGGUGGCACCGGGCGCCCAUGGAGGGCUGCGGGGCCGAGGAGGAGGAGGAGGACGGCGGGCCCUUGCAGCGGCUCGUCAAGCGGCAGCGCAAGGAGAAGCGGGAGCUCCAAGCAAAAAUUCAAGGCAUGAAAAAUGCUGUUCCCAAGAAUGAUAAAAAGAGACGAAAACAGCUGGCUGAUGAAGUUGCCAAACUAGAAGCAGAACUUGAACAGAAGCACAAGGAGGAGUUAAAGCAGCUGAAGGAAGCUACACCUGAGCAGAAUAAGAUAGAUUCUGUAACUGAUGGAGUUGCAAAUGUAGAGCUUGAGCAACUGGAGCAACAGAUUCAGCAUCCUCGAAUAUCAAAAGCACAGAAGAGGAGGGAAAAAAAAGCUGCCUUGGAGAAAGAAAGAGAAGAAAGGAUAGCUGAAGCUGAGAUCGAGAAUUUAACAGGUGCUAGACAUGUUGAAAGUCAGAAACUUGCCUCCCUGUUGGCAGCAAGACACUUGGAGAUUAAGCAGAUUCCUUCCGAUGGCCACUGCAUGUACAGAGCUAUCGAAGAUCAGCUCAAGGAUCGCCAGAAUUCCUGGACUGUUACAACUCUGAGAAACCAAACAGCAAAGUAUAUGCAAAGUCAUUUUGAUGACUUCCUGCCAUUUCUUACAAACCCCACUACUGGAAACAUGUAUAGCAGAGAGGAAUUUGAAAAAUACUGUGAUGAUAUAGCAAAUACGGCUGCGUGGGGUGGUCAACUGGAACUAAGGGCUUUGUCGCACAUUUUGCAAACACCUAUUGAAGUAGUGCAAAUGGAUUCCCCGUCCAUUGUUGUUGGUGAAGAAUAUUCAGGCAAACCAAUAACACUUGUGUAUAUGAGACAUGCCUAUGGAUUAGGAGAACAUUAUAAUUCUGUAAACUUUUUUUUACCAGCUCCACUCUUGUUCAGGGACAAGCUCCCCGGGCUCCAGAAGGGUCAAGGCCCAGAAUACAAGAUCAAAGCAAAGUCCUCUGUGCAAAACAGAGCACUACAGAAGCUGGGAAGAGGACACAUCACUGCAACUCUGCAUGACAUCUCCCUUAACUGUGUACUCAGGAAGGGCUAUAAACCUUGUAAGGCUGUAAGUAAGCACCGGAAAUGCUGA
Molecule: messenger RNA, 1151 nt
Organism: Cygnus atratus (black swan)
Lineage: Eukaryota; Metazoa; Chordata; Aves; Anseriformes; Anatidae
Product: deubiquitinase OTUD6B-like
Biological process (GO): protein deubiquitination
Molecular function (GO): cysteine-type deubiquitinase activity
Source: RefSeq, a predicted model, not a curated record